AGGGAGUGGGCGACUUCGUCCACACACGGUAAACUCGGCGUGGCCCGCGAACGUCUCGGACAUCGUAGUAGUCUCUGCCUGCCGACGUGCUUUCAGUUACGAAAUCACCAAAUCUUCCUUUUUCUCAUUCUUCUUCUUAUUCUUUUGCUUUCUUUCAAUCUCCGAUUUUCGCGGUUGAGGUCCUGAAGAUACUUUUUCAAAUGUCGGUCCAAGUGGACCAUAUUGAUCCAAGGAUUGGAGUGGAUCCCCAGUCGGCCUUUACACCAAACUGGACAAUUACUGUUUCAGAUAUAAGAACAGUUAAAGUUAGCAACAUCUCCUUGGCUGUCACUGAGAGGGAUAUUAAAGAAUUCUUUUCUUUCUCUGGUGAUAUACAAUAUGUUGAAAUGCAAAGGGAGGCUGAAAAGACUCAGCUUGCAUAUGUCACCUUCAAGAAUUCACAGGGAGCAGACACAGCUGUGCUCCUGACGGGAGCCACCAUAGCUGAUCUUUCUGUCUCUAUAACACCUGUUGACAAUUAUCAGCUGCCUCCUGGAGCUCUUCCACCUAGCCCGGAGGAAAAGCUGCACACUACCAAUUCUGCUGUUAAGAAGGGUGAAGAUGUGGUGAGCACCAUGCUAGCCAAGGGCUUUGUUUUGGGAAAGGAUGCUAUCAACAAGGCAAAAGCCUUUGAUGAGCAGCAUCACCUGGUCUCAAAUGCCUCUGCUACAGUUGCUUCCAUCGACCGUAAGAUGGGUCUGAGUGAGAAGCUAAGCAUUGGAACAGCUGUGGUCAAUGAGAAGGUUAAAGAGAUGGAUGAGCGAUAUCAAGUGUUUGAAAAGACAAAGUCUGCCCUUGCAAUUGCAGAGCAGAAGGCAAGCAUUGCAGGAUCUGCUAUCAUGAAUAACCAUUAUGUAGCCACAGGGGCUUCUUGGGUUUCAAGCGCAUUAAGCAUGGUUACAAAGGCAGCUGAGGAUGUGAGUGUGAUGACCAGGGAGAAGGUUGAAAGGGCCGAGGAGGAAAAAAAGGAGAUCAUUUACAGGGAAAAGAUGGGCUUUGUUAACGAUUACGCACAGAUUCAUCUUGAUGAAUCACCCGCUGGUGAGCCUCCAAUAGUUCCUGUUGAUUCAGUUGAUGACUGUAAGCUUGGAAUGAUAUGAUUACUGUGCUCAAAAUGUCUCUCUACACUUGAUUCUUUUUCCCUUUUUUUGUAUGAUUUUCAUGGAUUUUUAGGUUUUACUUCUGUUUAUACACUUGAAAUAGCAGAACUGUACUCUGUAGAUUCUGAUUUGUUGUACCAUCGUUCUAAUGCUGUCCAGUUUAUCCAUGAUUCUCAUUUUCCCUUCA
Vitis riparia (riverbank grape) is the source of this 1326-nucleotide messenger RNA. Its product is annotated as binding partner of ACD11 1. The record is from RefSeq and is a predicted model, not a curated record. Bases 201 to 1139 code for a protein of 312 amino acids. The transcript is spliced from 6 exons. Lineage: Eukaryota; Viridiplantae; Streptophyta; Magnoliopsida; Vitales; Vitaceae. Gene Ontology annotation, molecular function: RNA binding.